AUUAAGAACACUUUUUUUAUUAUUUUAUUAUUGUAGGUGAAUUGCUAGAAAUCGAGUACCUUUACAGCCAGACUGGCAAAACACUGACUCCAGUGCUCCAGAACCCAGAGGAGGAAGACCGGCUGGUGGAGGAGGUUGAUGAUCAGGACCUGCUAGAUGAGGGGUUUGAGGAAGAGAGCAUGGAGGACAUCACAGUUCCAGUGCUGUAUGAGGAUGACCCCUGCCGUGAUCUCAGAAACAGCCCCUCAUCUUUGCCUCUGCCUCAGUCCCCAGCAUCACUGGCUGAGCCGUCCACAUCAUCUGGAGGAGAGGGACAGCAUCUCGCCCCUGCCUCUUCAGUGCUGUCACAGACAUCUGACACUGGAAGCAGUGUCUCCGGCGAGGCUCAGGGAGCAGUCAUUGGACCUGAUGGCAUCGCUGGGUGGGACAAGGUCCAGGAUCUGGCUGGUUUCCUGGUGGGUCUUCGUGAGGCUCCUUACCUCACCGACCUGCAGGUUACAGAGGCCAUCCAGCUGUGGACCGCUCUCCCUGAUGUUGAUAAACAGCGGGUCAACUAUCAGCCUCGACAUCAGCCUCAGCUGACACAUGGGCGCUUUAAGGCACCGAAGCGGUCCGGAGUCACACCGGGUGUGGAGAGUGUGAAACGGUGUCUAAUUGGACAUCCUGGGGGUCCAGCACAGUGGCCCAGCACCAGCCGCUUGGUUGAGGCCAUUUGUAUGAAGCUGUGUGCUUUACACAAGUCACCGACCAAGAAGGCUGGAGUUUCCACCCCCAGGUGGUCUAAAAUCCUUUCGGAUUACCACCACAUCCGAGAGCUGGUGCUUAACAAUCAAAGGCUGAUGGAUGAAACAAUGAUACAACUUGCCUGCUCCAGUGCCUGCUGCUCCUGUGUCCCGUUACACCCAGAGGAACAGGCGCCGGCGGGCCCUGGAGACGGAAAGCGGAGUCCAUAA
This is a messenger RNA of Carassius auratus (goldfish), 953 nucleotides long. RefSeq lists its product as uncharacterized. The record is from RefSeq and is a predicted model, not a curated record. Lineage: Eukaryota; Metazoa; Chordata; Actinopteri; Cypriniformes; Cyprinidae. The transcript is spliced from 3 exons. The coding region runs from base 180 to 953 and encodes 257 amino acids.